AUGAUUAGAUCAUCGUCCAACUAUUACUCUAAGGCAUCCCUGCGAUGGGCCAGCACCUUACUUAAAGGGAAAUCAUUAUUGACAAAGAAACCUAAAAAGAAUGUCCAACCAAUUUCACCAGUGAGAACCAGAUUUGCCCCAUCACCAACAGGGUUCUUACACUUAGGUUCGUUAAGAACAGCAUUGUAUAAUUAUCUUUUAGCAAAAAAUACAGGUGGGCAAUUCUUACUUAGAUUAGAAGACACUGAUCGAAAAAGACUAGUAAAGGAUGCUGAAGAGAAUAUCUAUGAAUCACUAAAGUGGUGCGGUAUAGAUUAUGAUGAAGGUCCAAAUUCUCAAAAUCAACAAUUUGGUCCAUAUAGACAAAGUGACCGUACUAAGAUUUAUCAGAAAUAUAUCGAUAAAUUGCUUGAUAAUGGACAUGCAUAUAGGUGUUUUUGUCCAAAAGAAAGGCUAGAUAGUUUAAGAGAUUCGGCUCAGAAAUUACAACCUCCGACCACUGUAAGUUAUGACAGAAAUUGCCUUCAUUUAAAUCAUGAUGAGAUUCAAAAUAACAUAAAUAACGGUGUGUCCUACACAGUACGAAUGAAGUCACCUGAAAUAUAUCCACCUUUUGAUGACCUUCUUCAUGGUCAUAUUAAUAUCCAACCUCAGAUUAAUUCAAAUGAUAGAAGAUAUGAUGACCCUAUCUUAAUGAAAUCAGAUAAUUUGCCAACAUAUCAUUUUGCAAAUGUCAUCGAUGAUCAUUUAAUGAAGAUUACACAUGUUAUUAGAGGGGAAGAAUGGUUACCAUCAACACCAAAGCAUAUAGCCUUGUAUGAGGCAUUUGGAUGGGAUUCGCCUAAAUUUGUUCAUCUACCAUUGUUGACAAGUACUAAUGAUCAGAAGUUGAGUAAAAGAAAAGGUGACAGUUCAGUACUAUCUCUAAGAGAUAAAGGAAUUCUUCCAGAAGCGUUGGUCAAUUUCUCUGUUUUGUUUGGUUGGUCUCCGCCUAGAGAAAUGUCAGAAAUGAAUCAUGAAUGUUUUACUUUAUCAGAAUUUGAGAAGUUAUUCAAUCUUAAUUAUCUGACUAAAGGUAAUGCCAAGGUUGAUGACAAGAAAUUGUGGUUUUUCAAUAAGCACUAUCUACAACUUCGCUUACAGAACAAAGAUGAACUGGCCAAAAUAGUUGCACAGGUUACUGAGGAAGCAGAAUCGGAAUUUGGUAAAACAAAUGUUAACGAAGAAAAAAUUCAACAAAUUUUGGUCUUGUGUGGUAAAAGUAUUUCUAAUUUGAAAGACUUCAAUAAAACAUUUUAUUACUUCUUUGAGGAUCCGGUAUAUAACCGCUCAAUAAAUUCAACAACAUUUAUUCAAAAUAGUAAUAAAGAGCUCUGUAUUCAGAUUGUAUCUCGUCUUCAAGGUCAUUUUUCAAAAGAUAGUUUUAAAGAAACAAUGGAUAGUAUUGUAUCAGAACUAGAAGUACCUAAGAAAACUGUGUUUGAAACCAUUAGGUUUGCUCUUUCCGAAUCUCAACCGGGUGCUAAGAUUCCAGAUCUUAUUGAGAUCCUCGGAGAAGAAGAAGUACAUAAAAGAAUUGAUAAUGCACUAGCAUAUCUAAAGACAAUAUAA
Messenger RNA from Vanderwaltozyma polyspora DSM 70294, 1611 nucleotides. It is a transcript of the gene MSE1, whose product is annotated as glutamate--tRNA ligase MSE1. NCBI's taxonomy places the organism in Eukaryota, Fungi, Ascomycota, Saccharomycetes, Saccharomycetales, Saccharomycetaceae. Gene Ontology annotation, molecular function: ATP binding; zinc ion binding; tRNA binding. The coding region runs from base 1 to 1611 and encodes 536 amino acids. The record is from RefSeq and is a predicted model, not a curated record. Gene Ontology annotation, biological process: glutamyl-tRNA aminoacylation. The transcript has a single exon.